Messenger RNA from Hipposideros armiger (great roundleaf bat), 3170 nucleotides. RefSeq lists its product as uncharacterized. The coding region runs from base 61 to 3135 and encodes 1024 amino acids. The transcript has 19 exons. The record is from RefSeq and is a predicted model, not a curated record. NCBI's taxonomy places the organism in Eukaryota, Metazoa, Chordata, Mammalia, Chiroptera, Hipposideridae.
CUCCUUCGCCAAGACCUCCGUGCCAGGCAGGAGCAGUGGGCCUCUUUCUGCUCAGCGCUGAUGGCAGCUCGGCGGCUGCUGAAGGCACAGACAAGCUCCAGGCCCGAGAAGUCCUCCCAGGCUGCGCAGAGCCCCGAAGGGGAAGUCCCGCAGCUGGAUGCUGUGCUGGGCCACCUGUCCUGGGUCCUGCUGCAGGAGGGCCACCGCCUGAAGGCCUGGGGCAUCCUGGGCACAGGCACGGGGGCAGAGCUGCUGCGGCCAGCCUCAACAGGCCCUGAAAGGGACACUGAUGACAUCAGUGUGAAUCCCAUCACCAAGUUAAUGGUCCCUGGCCCCAACUGUGCGAUGCUUCCAGCCAGUGGCCACGCAGGGUCCAUACCCCAUGGCUACUUCAUCCACCCUGACACUGGACGGGUGCUGCCUGAGGCUGGAAAUCUGGGAUAUGAUCUGCAGGGAGCCACCCUGGUGCCUACCACUGACUUCAGUUCCGGUGGCAUCCGAACAUCAGAAGCUGCCAUCCUCCCCUAUGUGCCCUUUCCAACCUGUCCUGCCACAGGGUCCCCUCCAGCCACCCGCCUGCCCAUCCUGCAGCCAAGAAGGACAUCACAGCUGGGGGCUCUCAUGACGGACCCCAUUACUGGCAUCGAGGUGCCUGUGCUCGCUGUGACUCUACACCCCCAAACAAGGCAGUGGCUCACUCUUGGGGGCACAUAUUGCAAUCCCCUCACCAAGACCUUGGCCCCUAUAGAGUUGGGGAGCCCCAUGGAGGAUCCAGUCACAGGAGGCAUCUCACCAAUUCUGGGAGUCGGGUUGGACGAAAACACAGGUCAGGUGCUGGCACUGGGAGGGCUGCGAGAUGCCUCAGGGAACCUCAUGCUGCCUGGUGACAGCUUUGUGGAGCCACUGAGCAGAAAGACAGUCCGGCUCCAGGGUGCUUCCCGACAGGAGGGCCGGACAGUGCCCCACAUGGGAGGGUCACAGGCCCUGCUGGACGCCAAUGUGCUGGUGGCCCAGAGGCGAGUGAUUGCAGUGCUCCGGCAGUGCCAGCAGAGGCCAGCAUCAAGGGUACAGAAGCUUCUGGAGGCUGCCAUCAAGGACAUGAGACACACACUGGCCUUGAGUCUAUACCAUGGCCUGCAGCAGGCUCGGAGACUGGAGCGACAGCUAGAGGCAGCACAUGGCAUCGAGGCCAGUGGUGGCAGGAUAGGAAUGAUGUGCUAUCCUGGGACAGAACUGUGGGUCCCUGUCCUCUAUGGGAUGGAGAUCCCAGACCCUGAGGGCUCAGGCCUCACGGUGCCCAUCCUGGGCAUGGAGAGUGAUGGGAAGGCUGCUGAUGCCAUACCCCUGGCAGGUUCGAUGGAAGAUGCCAACGGCAAAGGUCUUGUCCCAAUCUCGAUUGGGGCUCAAGCCAUAGACCCCUUGACUGGGAAGCCUGGUCCUGUCAUUGGUGCUGAAACGGACCCCUCUAGCAGAGUGGUGGUGCCCAUUGUCCAGGCGCUGGAGGCCCUGCCUCGGGGAGUGAGAGACCACGGGCUGCUGGAUGCCCUGGAGAGCGAGCUAAGAGCCCGGGAGUGGUACUGGCAUCACCAGGAGCAGGAAGAGGUGCGGCUGGCAGAACACCUGGGAGACCUGAACCAGGAGCUCCUCUCCACUCUGGGCAAAGACGCCAGGCAGCAGUUGAGGGCUGCUGAGGAGGCCUGUGCAGCCCUGGAGUCCCGCUGCCUGCAGGAGACUGAGAGGAGAGCCAGAGCCCUGAGUGCGCAGAAUGGCCCAGAAAGGGUCCUACUCUCCCAAGCAGACAGAGAGGAGUGGGAACAGGAGGUACAGGUGGCACUGGGCAUGCGGAAAGUUCUGCAGAGUUUAGAACAUGCAUCAGAAAAGCUCCGACAAGCAGCUGGCCGGCUGCAGAACCAGGAGGAGGAGAUGUGGUUACAGAAGAAAAGGAAUCAGAGCCCACAGAUCUGGAACCGUCCCAGGAAGGUGGCUCAGCAACUCUCUGAUGAGUUUCAGGCAGUCGUGAGGGAGAGGCAGAGCUUCCUGGAUAGGGCCCUCGGUCAGUUGCAGUACCAACGGGAGCUGAGCCGCCUCCAGCUCUUGCACACCCAGAUUGUUGCCUCAGGAACCCCUGUGUGUUUGGAGAAUUACCCUGGAAACAGAUUUUAUGGGACAGUCACCACUUCUCUCAGGGAUCAGGCUGCUGCCUGCCCACUGUUAAUCCCAUUCCUGAAGAGCCUCACUGCAGCACCAGUGGGAGCUCAAGGCCAUGGCCCAGAAUUGCAGGACCGGGGGCCAGAAACAGAUGCAGAUAAAGUUGACAUCACAUGGACCUUACCACUCUUCUCCACUCUAAAGAAAGUAGAGACCUGGUCCCAAGACUAUAAGGAGAGAGCUGAACCGCAAGGACAAGUGCAUCACAAACCGGCCCCAAAAAGCUCUUUGCAGGAUGUCUCAAAAACUCAGAUACUACAGAAGGAAGAGCUGAUAACUGUGCAAUCCACAGACCUUUCCGCCAGGGAAUUUGUGGUUUACCAGUAUGGCCUCUCCAUCCUGCACCUCCUCAUCCCCCAGCUCCAUGCUCCAGAAAUCACCCUGCAGAUUGCUUCUCACCUUCCUGCUAUGGAAGCCUCAGACAAUGCCUUCCAAGGUUCCUUCUUCUAUCAGAGUGCUGAAAAUACACUGUUUAUUGGGAGAGAGUGUUUGGCAUCAGUGGGAAACUUCAUUCUGCUGUUGAUCCACUGCCUGGCCCACAUUGCUGCUGAGAACUUCCACCAGGACUCCAGUCCCGCCUUUCUGAGGUCAUUUUACAAGGGGUUGAAGGCCUACUUCAGGGAAGCAUUCUCUAUCACACUGCAAAUGUCAGCAGUUUCCCAGGACAGGAAGCUGGAUCAAAGCAUAAGUGCUAUUCUGCUGGAUGAGCAGCCCAUCUCUGAACGAGGAAGAGAUCUUCUCUCUAAACUCAUUGAAAGGAAGCAUGAGUCUCACUUGGAGCCAGAGUCAUCAGAAGAGUACAUUAAGAAAAACAAAGAUCUUCUCUUCUUCACCAAUAUGGAACAUUUCCUGAAAAGCAUCCUCACUGUAGAGCAACAAAUCCCAAGAAAACAAAGAGAUCAAUUUGGAGGUGAAGAUAAGCUCUAGAAAGAAAACGGUGAUCUCAUUAGAGCCUGCAUGAU